UGAGGCGAGGUCUCUGCAAAGCCCAGGCUCUGGGGGUUCCAGCCCGGGCCUCUAGGGACAGAGCUGGGACUGGCGCUUCUUGGCGGCUCCCGGCUCUUCCCGGAGAGGAAAGCCGUGAAGCUGAACCCCCACCUCCCCCCACCCCGUGCAGCUCGGGGUCGAACCUGCCACGCAGGCGCCCGCUACGCCGCCGCCAUUGUUGCCUGUGCUGCGCGGACCCGGCCGAUCGACAUGUACUGAUGUCCCUGCGAGUGUCCACGGGGAGGCCGGGCCCAGGCGAGGCCGGGAAGGGGAGGCGGCUGAAAGCGAGGACGGCGCAUCUCCUCGGGGCAUGACUGCGGAUGAGCUGGGAGUUGGAGCCCCAGACAAUUGAUAUAAGACUAGCCAACACAGAGGCUGUUGGUGAAAGUACAGCCCAGUUUCAGUAAAAGACCCCAACAAUUUGGAGACGCUAAUACCACAGGGUGAUCACCAAGACACAGCAGCAGCAGUGGAGUGAAGCCAGCUCAAGCCUAGAAGACAAGCUGUGUGUGCUGCAGAGGACAGGGCUGGAGAGAUGACCCAAGCCCCUCGAAAGAGCCCAGAAGAUCGGCCUUGCUCAUCCUUCCAAGCUCUGAACUCAGAACUUGUUACAAGCUGCUAGUUUUACUGUGGUUCCAUUCUGGCCCUGGCUGCACCAGCCCUUGAGGAAAAAAAAUAAUAUUAAUUGUGUGACUGUAGCAUGAGUCUUCAAGCAGUUGGCUCAAUACUGGAAAAAUAAAAGAUCCUACCAGAUCGGUUCCCCUGUCUAUAGCAAUGUUAGCCUCAAGAAAGAGGAUGACCAAUUCUUCACACUCACAGGUCUUCCUAAUGUGGAAGCCAGACAAGGUCCAAAACGGGCCCUACAGUGACGACAAGCAAACACUCACGUCAAGACUUGUGCGUGACACUGAGACCUGUCGACAGAAUUUUAGGAAUUUUUCAUAUCCAGAUGUGGCAGGUCCCCGGAAAGCAUUGAGUCAGCUCCGAGAGCUCUGCCUGAAGUGGCUGAGACCUGAGGUUCACUCCAAGGAACAAAUCCUGGAGUUGCUGGUGCUGGAGCAAUUCCUGACCAUCCUGCCUGGGGAGGUUCGGGCUUGGGUAAAGUCUCAGUACCCAGAGAACAGCGAGGAAGUGGUGACUCUGGUGGAGGAUGUGACUCAGAUUCUAGAAGAGGAAGCUCCUCAGAAUCCCACCCUUCCCCAGGAAGUCCCAGAGGAGGAACCUGAACACACUUUCCAGACAGGGUGGUUCAACGACUUGGUGACCAAAGAGUCAAUGACAUUCACAGAUGUGGCCGUGGAUAUCACCCAAGAGGACUGGGAACUGAUGCACCCCUUUCAGAAGGAACUCUAUAAGACUGUGACUUUGCAGAACUAUUGGAACAUGGUUUCUCUAGGACUGACCAUCUACAGGCCAUCUGUGAUUCCCAUCUUAGAAGAGCCGUGGAUGGUGAUAAAAGAAAUUGUAGAAGGCCCUAGCCCAGUUUCAGAAUGGGAAACAAAAGCUCAAGCACAUGUCCCAUUAAAGGACCUUCCUAAACUCAAACACGAUGGAACCCAGACCGUCAAAUUGGAAGAAGUCUAUGACUAUGAUGACAAAUUAGAGAGGCAGCCAGUGUAUGCCUUAAGGAAGAUGAACAUGGAUGAAAGAGAUUUCAGUUUGAAGUCAGAGAUCUCACAAGAAGACCCUACAGAAGACUAUCUUAGCGAAUAUGAUAUAUAUAGUAAUGAUUUUGAAAAGCACACAAAUCUAAUUGUACAGUUUGAUACUGAAUCAGAUAAUAAAACUUCCCUGUAUAAUGAAAGCAAGCCAACAUUCAAUAAUGUCUCACCUGGUAUUAUACAUGGGAAAAUACUUCCUGGAGAUAAGCCUUAUUCAUGUAAUGUCUGUGGAAAAAAAUUUAGGAAAUACCCAUCACUCCUGGCACACCGAAAUAGCCAUGCCAAAGAGAAAUCUUAUGAAUGUGAAGAAUGUGGGAAAGAGUUUAAGCAUAUCUCAUCCCUCAUUGCACAUCAGAGAAUGCAUACUGGAGAAAAACCAUAUGAAUGCCACCAGUGUGGGAAAGCCUUCAGCCAGCGUGCACACCUUACUAUACAUCAGAGAAUUCAUACUGGAGAAAAACCGUACAAGUGUGAAGACUGUGGAAAAGACUUUAGCCAGCGUGCACAUCUUACUAUACAUCAAAGGACACAUACUGGUGAGAAACCAUAUAAAUGUUUGGAAUGCAGUAAAACCUUUAGCCAUAGUUCAUCGUUGAUCAAUCAUCAGAGAGUUCAUACUGGAGAAAAACCUUAUAUAUGCAAUGAAUGUGGGAAAACUUUCAGUCAGAGUACACACCUCCUUCAACAUCAAAAAAUUCAUACUGGGAAAAAACCAUAUAAGUGCAAUGAGUGUUGGAAGGUGUUUAGUCAGAGCACUUACCUUAUUCGACACCAGAGAAUUCAUUCCGGAGAGAAAUGCUAUAAAUGCAAUGAAUGUGGAAAGGCCUUUGCUCAUUCCUCAACUCUUAUACAACACCAAACUACCCACACUGGAGAGAAAGCCUAUAUAUGUAGUGUAUGUGGGAAAGCCUUCAGCCAGAGUGCAAACCUUACUCAGCAUCAUAGAAUACAUACUGGAGAGAAACCAUAUAAAUGUAGUGUUUGCGGGAAAGCCUUCAGCCAGAGUGUGCACCUGACUCAACACCAGAGGAUUCACAAUGGAGAAAAGCCCUUUAAGUGUAACAUAUGUGGGAAAGCAUAUAGACAAGGUGCGAAUCUUACUCAACAUCAAAGGAUUCAUACUGGAGAAAAACCCUAUAAAUGUAAUCACUGUGGAAAAGCUUUUAUUUAUUCUUCGUCACUUAAUCAGCAUCGAAGAAUUCACACUGGAGAGAGACCCUAUAAAUGUAACCAGUGUAACAAAGAUUUUAGCCAGAGAACAUGCCUUAUUCAACACCAGAGGAUUCACACAGGAGAGAAGCCCUACGUAUGCCUUAUAUGUGGGAAAAGCUUCACCCAGAGUACCAAUCUUAUUCAGCACCAACGUGUUCAUACAGGUGUCAGACACCGCAACAGGUGCCAGAUACCACAGUUAUUUGAUAUGACUUUGUUUGAGUUUUCAGACUUGAUUGCUUAAAUUUCAUUUUGUGUGCUGUGUCAAACUAUUCAAAAAAAAAAACUCAAGUGCAAUAUGCUAGCUACCAAUAGUAGCAGAAGUACCAGAAUUAGUAAAAAUGGCUCUUGUCCAUUUAGAGUUUAGUGUGAAACUUAAAACUUAAAGCUCCAUCAACUCCUUAGCUUUUGUCUCAUAUCACUUGAAUUCAUUCCAGAAGAAAUACUGUGAAAGGAUAUUUUAAAACCUGUGACUCAUCAACUCUUCCCAUAUUUCAAGUAUGUUUUAUUAAGGCCUUAUGACUAUAACUUGGGCAAGUGUCUGUCACACUAGAUUACUCGCACUAGAGAGUAAUCCUGACAUUAUAGGAAAGAAGAUAUAGAUACUUUGGGGUCUUUGCUUCAUCCUAGCUUUGAAGCCUUAAAAUAAUAAGAGGCCCCUCCCACUUUUUGCUCCCUCUUUUCUCAUUACAGCUUCCAUGUAAAGCCAGUGAACUUGAGGCAGAAACCUGAAAGGCUCUUAAAAGAUCUCCACAUGACCACUGGUGGGUUUUUUUUUUUUUUUUUUUUUUUGGUUUUUAUGAGACAGGGUUUCUCUGUAUUGUUUCGGAGGCUAUUGGUCCAGCCUGGCCUCGAACACACAGAGAUCCGCCUGCCUCUGCCUCCCGAGUGCUGGGAUUCACAUGACCACUGUUAACUGCACUUCCUCCAGGAGAGGAGGCAGUCUGAUAAAGGAUCAGUGUAUACAAAACUCUAGACAUGAGCAGACUCAGACACAGAUUAAACACCCCAGGCUUAAAAUCAUCUUUUUUUUUUUUUUUUAGUUUUUCAAGACAGGCUUUCUCUGUGGCUUUGGAGGCUGUCCUGGAACUCGCUUGGUAGUCCAGGCUGGUCUCGAACUCACAGAGAUCCGCCUGCCUCUGCCUCCCGAGUGCUGGGACUAAAGGCGUGCGCCACCAACGCCCGGCUUAAAGUCAUCUUUAGUACAACAGUAUUUUUAGUUUCACUUGGUUUUAACAUCCAGUGUCACCCUGAAGGAAAAAAAAGACAAGCUCACUGUUCCAUUUUCCCCAGCAGCUUUUAAAUUGACAAGUUUUCCCAUGGCUCUUACUGUAGUGAAGCCAUUUCUUUCAUUGAAACACAUUUCCUAAGAGCCUACUGUGCUCAGGACAGACUUUUUGACUGAACCCUUUCAGUUAACAAAGAUCUGUAAAGAAAAGGUAAGGAUAUGCUCAUAACUACUUGGCCAUGGGACAAGCCUAAUCCUGCCAGAUACUACCCUAUAAGCCAAGUUUCGUGAGAAAUGAACAUAGCUUUAUAAAUAACUUGAGAAUAAGUAAUAGAAGAGAUUCGGUCCAGCGCGGAGAUGGCAAGGGAACAGCAGGGUGGGAAGCAGUGAGGAAGGGAGGUGUCAGGUAGCUGAUGUGACAUGAAACAUAACUGGACCCCCUUUACCUAAGGAAGUAAUGGUGGAAAAAAUUAACCUAUUCAUAGAAAACUAAAAAUGAAAUUAUUUUCAGGAAUAGUUAGAAGCCUGGUACUCCUUCACACAUGGAAGUAAAACAGAAAUUGCCCUUAACGUGUUAGGAAAAUGUUUCUUUGGAAAAAAAAUGUUGAUGCAGAAACUAUCAUUAAGCAGUAAUGAUUAAACAGUAACUGAGUUCAUGGGGCUUGAACAGCAUUAAAGAAAGACUGGCAGGAAUUGAUUUUUAUUUACUGUCCAUAGCAUCACACUUUCAGAAUAUAAAGCAGAGCUCCAUUUUGCUCAUUCUUGUUUCUCCGGUGCCUUGCCAUAUGAUCAGUAUAUGUUGGCUGAAUUGAUGAGUAAAUUAUGUAAAUUAGAGUUGAGUGGUAAGGUAGAGGAGUCACAGGCAUGGAAAGAAAGUUGGUGGGACUGUAAAAUAGCUUUGUGUCGGUGUAUCACAUGUUUAACAAAUAUUCUCUACUGUGUAAUAACAGCUUACCAGUGGAGAAUCAAGCCAGGCGGUAGUGGCGCAUAACUUGGCACUCUGGAGGCAGAGGCAGGCAGAUCUCUGUGAGUUCAAAGCCAGCCUUGUCUACAGAGCUAGUUCUAGGACAGCUAGGACUGUUAACACAAAGAAACCCUGUCUCAAAAAAAAAUGGAGAAUUAAAAGUUGUGAGACAUCAUUGCCCAAUGAAAGUUCCCUUCACUAAAUGAGAAAAAAAACAAUUCUGGUGCCAUAAACACCUAAGCUUACAUUGACAAUACAGCAUCACUAACCCUCAAAGGGGUUGAAGAGAAGGUUGAGGUGCUGCCAUCCUGAGGCUGUAUUUGUGGGAGUGUUUUUUUGGUUGGUUGGUUUGGCUUUUUGUUUUUGUUUUUAGUUGGUUGGUGGAGUUAUUGGCUGGUUUCUUGAGGCAGGGUUUCACUGUGUAGCCCUGGUUGUCCUGGAACUCGCUCUGUAGACCAGGCUGCUUUUGCCUCCCUAAUGCUGGGAUCAAAGGCAUAUGCCACCACUGCCACCACCACCCAGCUGUGUUUUCUUAAUGAAAUUGUCACCUUCUCUUUUCCUGAUACUAAUUACUUGACUUCAUAGUAUUCACAAAAUACUGGUUAAAAAAUACUUAGGUGAUGCUCAUUCCUCAGUUAUGUUAAGGAUAACAAUGUAUUUACUAGUUGCUUCUUGAUGUUGCUUCAUGCCUUGCAUAAUGCUUCUCUCUGCUGGGAUGAGUGUGGUGUGGUACAGGCCAUAGGGCAAUGCUUUGUGUUUCCUGCCUUUGUGUGUUUUAUGUAAAUAAUAUAAAGUCUUCCACUGGUACACAGAGGCAAGUAAGGCUCCUAUAAAAAGAAUAGAACAAUAGUACAGAAUCCUGUCUGUGUGUGUUUUUCCCUCAUUUUAAAGUUGUGUAUCCCAUGAGCAAUUCAACAGAUUUGUGUAAGUAUUUCCUACAACUUUUUAUUAGGAACAUUGCUAAAUAUGUAAAAGGAGAAGUUUAGAAAUCAUAAAAUCCACUGAACCCACCACCUAUAUUUUAAAGUUAAUAUUUUGCCAUAUUAAAAAGUAACUUAAAGACAUUUCACCUCUAAAUAUAUCUCAUAAAACUAAGUCACUCACAUAACUAUAUUACCUAAAAGAAAAUGGGUGGCCUUUUCUAACAUCUGAACACCUAAUCCAUUUUGAUUUCCCCGACUGAGCCAGUGAGUUUCUGCACAUCCUUUAUUGGAUCUCUUUACUCCAGCUAGAACAGUCCCCUCUAUUUUUCUGUUUCCAGGAUGUGUUGAUUGUCACAUUUGGAAUUUAGAUAGAUUAUGCAUGGCUUGCGUAUGGUGUAAUAUAUGUCCUAAAAUGUCUGUAAAUUAUAAGUUGAGGCCAAAGACUUAACCGAGCUCAGGUUAAACAUCUUUAACCAUAGCAUUUCACAGUUGCAGUUCCUCCUUCACUGCCAAAACUCACUAUCAGGUCAACACACUGUUCAUGACGUGACAAUUGGCUAUUGAGGUGGUAACCACCAGGCUGUCCCAAUAUAAUUCUUCCUGUUAUGGUUAACCAUCUGUGGACUGACACUUGAGCAGUGUGGCUGUCCUAUUAACCAACAAUUUUAUUGUUACCUAACAGUAAUCCUCGCCUGGAUCAAUCUUUUCAGUAAGGUCGGCAAAACUAGUGAUUUUCUAUUGCUCUUUCCACAUUUGCUGAGCAGUAUUAUGUAAGGAAGAAUCUUCCUUUGUUAGCUAAGAAUGCAUUAGAAGCAAGAUAAUGCUAGCUCUUCACCACUAAUUAACCAAUUUAGGACUUUUUUGUGUUAUCUACAGUAAUAACAGAUGAGUCAAUGUGUUAGUCAAUUACAGUCACUGUUUCUGUCAACCCUUCUGGUAUUGUCUCUCUAGUCGCUGGUUGCUUUAUUGUCUUCUAACAGAUGAUACCUCAAGUUCAUCCUACAUUUCCAAAAUUGUCCCAAACCUGGAUGGAAGCAGCUGUCCUGGAACUCCUGGCUCUUUAUAAUUAGCUAAUUAGAAACAAAAUUUGGGCACUAACACACACUCAUUGCAACUGGAGUGGCAUUAGCAAAUAUUUACAACCAACUUUAUAAAGAAGAAAUCCUCUCUUCACUCAUUUUGCUGGCUAUAUGUCUAAGUAAUUAAUGAGGAAUGCACUUUUACAGGGGGGUAACUUGGGAACAAACCAAAAGUAAAUUGAAGAACGACAAGGAACAAUUAUGACCACGAAAGGUCUGCUGCAAGGUCAUCAGCCAUUUGUUUGGGGGAAUGGAAUUAGUCAGUUAAUCUGGCAGUGGGUUAAGUGCAGGAUAGUUAAGAAAGCAAGCAGAUAUAUGGUAACUGCCAUACUGUAACCAUUACAUCUCAGUAGCUUUAGAAGCUAAUAGAACCUUCCAUCAUUUUUAUUUGUGAUGCUGGCUUGAACCCAGGGCCUCACAGGUUAAGCUAAUGCCCUACUACUAAGCUACACCACCAGAUCCCUACCAUAUUUCUUUGUGUGUAGGCGUGUGUGUAUGAUGUAUGUGAUGCACUUGUGUAUAUUUGCACAUGUGUGUUUAGGCCAAAGGUCAGUGUUGGAUGUUCUCCUCAAUCAUCCUUCACCUUAUUUUUUAAAUCUAUGUUGUGUGAUGGGUGUUUUGCUUGCAUGUACAUCUGUGCACCGUAUGCAUGUAGCCCUUGCAGCAGCUAGAAGAGGGCAUCAGAUUCCCCUGGAACUGGAGUUAACAGCCACUAUAUAGGUUCUGGGAAUCGAACCCUGGUCCUCUAGUAGAGCAGCCUGUGCUCUUAAUCAUUAAGCUAUCUCUCCUGCCCUCCACCUUAUUUUUUUGAGACUGGGUCUUCUCACUGAAGCUGAACCUCACAGAUUCCACCCGACUGGCAGAACAGCAAACCCCAGACUCAACUGUCCUGUCUCCUCAGCACCAGGUUGCAUAUCUGGCUUUUACAUGUAUGCCAAAGUAUGAACUCAGGUCCUCAUGGCUGCACAACAGACUCCACCAGCAGCCACCAUCCCAGCCCCUGCAUCAUACUUCUUAAGCUAGUUCUCUGAGAAUCUGUUGAAUGCAAACAUAAGCAGUGUUUUGUGUGUUUGAGACAGGGUCUCUAUGUAUAUAGCCCAGGCUGGAACUCCUUAUCCUUCUGUUUCAGCCUCCAUAGUGCUAAAAUCAUCACCAUGUACCAACAGCAGGGCUUAGCAAUAGUUUUGGUUUUGUUUGACUAAGUUUUAGUAUUUAAGCCUUUAAGGUAUAAUGAUUCACUUUUGCUUGUUCUUGUAGCCUUGCAUAAGUCUAUAGAUGGAAUUAGCAUCCUCCAUGUUGCUCUCGACAGGGCUCUGUAUUUCACCGUAUGUACUUGUCCCGUUGAACAUUAGAACCAUUAAAAAUGCUAAGUAUGUUCA
This is a messenger RNA of Mesocricetus auratus (golden hamster), 8467 nucleotides long. It is a transcript of the gene Znf287, whose product is annotated as zinc finger protein 287. Lineage: Eukaryota; Metazoa; Chordata; Mammalia; Rodentia; Cricetidae. The transcript has 7 exons. Gene Ontology annotation, biological process: regulation of transcription by RNA polymerase II. The record is from RefSeq and is a predicted model, not a curated record. The coding region runs from base 796 to 3138 and encodes 780 amino acids. Gene Ontology annotation, molecular function: RNA polymerase II cis-regulatory region sequence-specific DNA binding; DNA-binding transcription factor activity.